Molecule: messenger RNA, 801 nt
Organism: Lizanozyma spartinae
Lineage: Eukaryota; Fungi; Ascomycota; Pichiomycetes; Serinales; Debaryomycetaceae
Exons: 1
Coding region: 1-801 (266 amino acids)
Source: RefSeq, a predicted model, not a curated record
AUGGAUGCUGCCACGGGCACUGGAGGCUCUAUAGCCGAUUCACUAGAGGAAUUCGAUAAACGUUAUAGCGAAAGCUACAACCAAAUCUUAUCGUCUCCGAUUCUUUUUAACCAGUGCUCGGAGGAGAUUCCCGAUGAACAACAACAACAACAACAGUCAAUGAAUGCAUCUGUGUUUAUAACAUACCAAGACUUCAAUACCCGGCUAGAAUUGUCGUCACCAUUAAUGGAGGAUACUCCUACGUUUUCCACUCCAAAGGUCAACAUGAAUAUUGCUGAGGAUAAAUAUGAGCCAGAAGUAAAGAUGGAAUUUGAACCACCACAAGGGGAAACUCAACGCGAACAAAAAUCAGCAACUUAUAUUGAUAACAAUAACAAUAAUCAUCAUCAAGUAGACCUUUUUCGAAGAAACAAAUCGUUUUCAUUUUCUUCACGGUCUAUGACUUCAUCGCGUGAGAGCAAUGGUAAUAAUACUACUAUCAACCAAAACUAUACGAGUACCUCACCAGUUACAAUAGCGAAACUCAAACGACAACUUUCUAUCACCAUACCAGCAAAACCCAGCCAAUACGUGGGGAAUCCCUUCUACAAGAGACAAUUGCACAAACUGACUUCAUGUCUACCUACGAUGGACCUGAUUUUUGCUGGGACAAAGUUAAGUCGGAGUAACUCCAAAAUCACAAAGUCCAGAAAGAAUUCAGUGAGAGCAGAUGAUGGGAUCUGUUUAUUAGGUCGACAAAGUCAGAUGAACUCCAAUCCUGAUACCAGCAGUGACAAUGAUUCUGAAACUUUAAACUUAUAA